Microplitis mediator is the source of this 1476-nucleotide messenger RNA. RefSeq lists its product as uncharacterized. The record is from RefSeq and is a predicted model, not a curated record. Gene Ontology annotation, biological process: lipid metabolic process. The transcript has 2 exons. Lineage: Eukaryota; Metazoa; Arthropoda; Insecta; Hymenoptera; Braconidae. Gene Ontology annotation, molecular function: phosphoric diester hydrolase activity. The coding region runs from base 306 to 1085 and encodes 259 amino acids.
CCAACUUUCCGACCAGAAACUCGUGCUAUUAGGGUCAUUUUGUUAUUAACCUUUCAAUUAAUAUGAAUUAAAUUGAAUAAUUAAUUAUAUAUAUUAAUAAGUGUUUUAGUUUAAUAGAAAGCGUCAGUGUUUAGUGAUUUUAUGUUACAAUUUGAAAUUAUGAUUCUUAACCUGUCGAUGUCAGUAUAAUUAAUAAUUACUUUUAUUACUUAUAACUGUAUCCUGAUGGGCAAGCUGACGGAAAGUGAGCCGAGUGAAAUUUCCAGUCGGAGAAAAUUAAAGAUGAUUCGGGUACUUACAACUCAAUGUCAUACACGACGCCGAAUCCAGAGUCACAGACCCAGGAAUUAAAUAUCACCGAGCAGUUUAAACAUGGAGUCCGCGUAAUGGACAUCGGUAUCCGUACAACAUUAAAUUACUUUACAGUAUAUUCAGGGACUGUGUCAAUGCAUCGAACUCUCGUCGACGUACUCCAUGAACUUAACAGAUGUCUGGAUGAGCAUCCACGUGAAUUUAUUAUUUUAAUAUUACGCCUAGAGUUUGUAUCACCACAAGAUAAUUUACAUCCGGAUAAUUGUAAAAUUCUUGAUGGAUAUUUAACCAGCAACGCUGGAUGGCGUUUGGUUAAUAAUUGGACAUUGACUGAUACUAUUGAUAAAGUUCGCGGUAAAAUAUUGCUAACAACAAACGAUAUAACAUUUAUCGAUUGUUUAUUUGAACUAUUUUCUCACUGUUCAUAUCUCAAUAAUAAAGAAUUAUCAUCAAACAGCAAUGAGUUAUCGGUAAUCGACACUAAAUGGAAUAAAUAUUUGAAAUUUGUUGAAAAUAGUAUCACUCAAGACUAUCCAUGUUUUAUUUACGACUUUACUAUUUAUGAUGAAAAACAUUAUUAUGGCGGACCAGCUAAAUACGGCGGAUAUCAUUUCAAGGAUGAAUGCGUUGAACCGCUUAACUAUAAAUUAGAUCACCAUUAUCCUGGAGCUCACCCGUUAAAACUGACCAUCACUAUUCUUACUUAUCCAACUCAAGAAUUGAUCGAUCAUGUUCAUGAAAUGAAUUUAGUUAAUGUGCAUAGUAAGAAAUAAGUUUUUAUUUAUUAUUGUUAUUAUUUUUAAAAAUAGGAGAAAAAGGGGCAAAACGGGGUAGGGGGAGGCUACAUUGGAUACCCCCAAAGUUUUAUAAAAAAAAGUUGUUUUUUAAAAAUAUAUCUUUGAAACAUUCCAAAAUCACUUUUGUAAACAUAAUUGAGCAUUAUUUUGAAUUUUUAUUUUUUACUGUUUUCGAAAAAUUUUUAUUUUGUAACAAAAUAGUGUAAUAUAAUUUUGAUUCUUUUUCUGAUCAACUUACAACAAAAGAUCUCCCAGUGUCAAAUUACUUCAGAUGUAUUUCAAUAAUCAACUUGAAAAUAUUUACACUUUAAAAAUUUUGAAAUUUAAUUAACUUUUAAUAAUUUUUUAAUCUAUUACUUUGAGAAAA